CGGAUAAUCUCGGAGCUCAUGGGCUAGCUGGAUUUGUAGAGAAUUUUUCAGGAAAAUAUUUCUGUCGAUUCUGUACAGCUCAGCUUUCUGACAUCCAGACUCAGGAAGUAAAAACAGGAGUUUUUCAGCGCAGAACCAAGGAAGUUCACCAGCUCCACAUCAAAACAGCUCAAGAAAAGGGGAUAAGCUGCUUUGGGAAUGAACACAAGAUGUCUGCAUCACUGAGAGUUUUACUUGGAGUGGACAACGCAUUAAAACUAACUCUGCCCAAUGGGAUGCCGGAUUCAGUACAGGCUCUCAAAGAAGAUAUUAAAAGACAAUUCAGCUUGACUGGAAAUUUCAGACUGCAGUAUAGAGACAUUGAAUUUGACAAUGAGUUUGUGAACUUGACAGAGAUCUCAGAAAUCAAAGACAAGAGCACUGUUAAAGUCAUUUACUUAACAGAUGAGUCAGACACAACCACAUAUCAACCUGGUUCACAGUGGUUAGAUGACAGUUCUUUGUCCACAGCAUCAGACACAGAUAUACUUUCCUCCGCCGAAUCCACAUCUUCAGGUUCUUCCCUUAGGUCACAGCCAUGGCCCCAAAAUUUCCAGAUACCUCAGUUUAAUUAUGAGGUACAGAUUCAGUUGGAAAGGGCCAACCAAGCCUUGCUGAACAGUGGUACUCUUUUGAGUCCAAGUCCCAAAGUAAAGUCAGAUAUACUUGAUGGUUUGGCAUCAGAAAUUGUCAAAUACAAAGUGUACCCUUCAAGUUCAGAGUUCGAUGAUGUCGCCCAGGCCCUGAUAACAAAGUAUCCUUGUUUAAAAGAGCAGGGAUCAGUUACCGGCUUAUAUGGAUGGAAAAUUAGUUUGAAGUAUAAAAUGGCAAACUACCGCACAAGACUGAGGAACAUUGGCUGCCCAGAGUUGAGCAUAAAUGCCAUAAAAGAGAAGCGAGGUGCCAUGGGUCAAGGUCCAAACCAGGUGAAGAAGCCAAAGAAAGCAGAGGUCAACUUCUGUCCUGAUUACCCAGCAGGUGAAACCAAAGAAAGCCUUGAAAAGGAAAGGGAAGCACUUACAUUAGAGGUGAAGAAGAAGAACAACCAUCAGCUAAUCAACAGUAAAAUGGAGAAAACCUUCGCCCAUAGGAGACGAGAAGUAAUUGAAGAUAUGCCCUUCAUAGCAGAGUUUAAAAACAGAUGGCCAGCCCUGUUUUCUAAGAAUCAGGUAGAUGCGGAGUUCGCCGGCAUUACAACAGUCCCCCUGCUGUCAACCUUUAUGGCUCAACUGGAUCAUCACUCCAGCCAACUGAUGAAGGUUUUCAAAAAGAAGGGAGGGGCAGCAGGACGCAGAAUUAACCAGAUCAUGGCAGCCAUGGAUCAGAAUCCAAGCAUUGAAGUAAGACGGGAAUGCAUACUGAAAGCAUUAUGCAUCUACUUAAAUGAAGAUCCUUACAACCUUAUUAAGAAGUACAUGGAUGUUGAUGUAGGUGCAGAGAGAGAAAUGGAGAAAGUGGUUUUGGGAAUCUACGCUGUGGAACAAGAGGGAGUAGAAGCAACAGAUCCACUUGAGGAUGUUGGCCUCAUCGUGGAAGGAUGUACGGUGCUGCAAGACCUCAGAGAUGUGGCAAAUGGCUGCGCAGCCCUGUUUGGCUUGAUCUACUGUUUAAAUUUGAGCUAUCCCAAGGACCUGCGAUACACUUUUGAGUUUCUUCAAAAAGUGGUGAUGGGAUUGGAUGGGAACAAGCUCUCCACUAAGGUGCAAGUCCUCAAAAACAAACUGCAUGAGUAAAUUGCCAUCAAGACUGUAGAUAAGAACUGGACUUGGAUUGGAUCCCUGUUGAUUCUUACUCAAGAGAUAAAGUGCUGGACUCAACUGUCAAGUUUCAAGACUUUUUUUUUUUUUUUUGUUGGUUUGUAAUUGUGUUAUUUGACAUUUUCGCCUUUGGUACAUUUUUACAAAAAUGAUGGAGUUGGAAUUCAUGAAGGUAAAAGUAAGAUGGCCUGCAGUAAAUCUUACCUGACACUCAGAUUGAAGCAUGGUCAUGAUGGUCAGAGACACUCAUAUCCAUGCACAUACUAUGAAUGCGGAGGUGCAAACAGUGCUCUGAGACUGUAUCUACGAGGUACCAGUUAGCCUACUAAAACACUACAAAUUGAAGCAUUAUCAUUAUGGUCAGAGACACUCAUGUCCAUACACAUACUAUGAAUGUCCAUACUCAUUCAAAACAUGGAAUGCUCUUAAAACUCAUUUGAAUUCUCAAAGUGUUAGGUGCUACAAGUGCAGAACUAGGAGUUUUUACAUGCCCUUUGUGCCCUGGAAGUGAAAUGCCAUCUAGUAGAGAGUACUUUUCUCACAUCAACAAUCAUCUGAAGUGUCAUGAAACAGUAACUUGUGUGUUUCAAACUUAUAUACUUAUAAAUCGCAUAAGAAUAGGAAGCAUCCACACUGCACAGUUAAAGACUUUAAAGUUGAAGUAGUGAAUGGUGGUAAUGUAAAUGGUGAUGACUAUGCAUCUGAAGAAACAUCUUGGAGAAACUGCUUCAGAUUUAGAUUGUCAUAAUUUGAUUGAAACUGACACACCAAAUGAGAACUUGCAAGAAACAAUCAUUCAAAAAAUAGCAACUGUUCUUUUGAAAUUAGAGGUUUUUUCAUGUGCAAUGUUCAGCAGUUGAUGGCUUGCUUGAGGAGUUACAUUUCAUUUUGACCUCAGCAGCGCUGCCUAUAUCACACAGCACAGCUUUUGACAUUUUCAGUAAACAUAACCUCCAGGUUGUAGUUAACCAAAUGUUAAAGUUAUCUAUAAAACUUAGAUGGUUCAACAAAUGUGGAUUUAAUUAGGUGUGGGGGUAAAAGAGUAACAUGAUAUAUCUGUACUCUUUGUUUUUAUUUCAUAAGUAUAUUUAAAUUUUUUGUGAAUGUGUGUGUAUACUCUACACAUACACAAUUAUACACGUUAUGUAUAACAGUCCCACUGUUUCCUAAUGUUUCCAGAGACAUUUUCAGUAAACAUAACCUCCAGGUUGACCAGUUUGUAUUUAACCAAAUGUUUGAGUUAUCUAUAAAACUUAGAUGGUUCAACAAAUUGUGGAUUUAAUCAGGUGUGGGGUUAAAAGAGUAACAUGAUAUAUCUAUACUCUUUAUUUAUUUUUAUUUCAGUUUUUGUGAAUGUGUGUGUAUACUGUACACAUACACAAUUAUACACGUUAUGUGUAA
This is a messenger RNA of Epinephelus moara (kelp grouper), 3197 nucleotides long. RefSeq lists its product as uncharacterized. Bases 210 to 1772 code for a protein of 520 amino acids. NCBI's taxonomy places the organism in Eukaryota, Metazoa, Chordata, Actinopteri, Perciformes, Serranidae. The transcript is spliced from 5 exons. The record is from RefSeq and is a predicted model, not a curated record.